AUGCUGAGAAGUCUGAAAGGACUUGUCUACUAUCCUCUAAAGCUGGACCAUGGGUAUGCCCUCCAUGCAGCAGCCAAGGUUUGCUUAAGUUCCAUUGCCAGCCAGGAUGUCCAAACACUGGCUGAAAGACCAAGAGCUUUUUUCUAUACCAACGAGAGUGACCCGGCCAAGCACACAGAGCUCCAUGAGGGUCGCCACUACAGCAUCCCCCUGGAGGAGCUGAGAGCUGUGUUUCCACACGGACUGCCCUCCCGCUUCCAGCAGCAGAUUAAGACGUUCAAUGAAGCCUUCGUGAUGGUGCGAAAACCAGCCCUAGAACUCUUCACUUACCUGAAAAGCUCCAACUUGGCACACCCAGCAGUCAGAUAUGUGAUCUAUGGUGAGAAAGGAACAGGGAAGACCAUGACCCUGUGUCACGUGGUUCACUACUGCGCCAGGCAGGGCUGGCUGGUGCUGCACGUCCCCGACGCUCAUCUCUGGGUGAAAAACUGCAGGGAACUUAUGCAGUCUUCAUAUAACAAAGACCGGCUUGAUCAGCCUUUGCAAGCAUCUUCCUGGCUCAAGAACUUCAAAACCUCCAACGAGCUCUUCCUGAAAGAGAUAAAAACACAAAAAAAAUAUGUCUGGGGCAAACGAGAAAGCACGGAGGAGGGCAGGCCUUUGGGUGAAGUGGUGGAACAGGGCUUGGCUCGGGUGAGAAAUGCCAGUGAUGCUGUGGGGGUUGUGCUGAGGGAGCUCAAGCAGCAGUGUGGGAAAGGCUCAUUCCAACUGCUCGUGGCUGUGGACGGUGUCAACGCGCUCUGGGGAAGGACUACGCUAAAGAAGGAAGACAAGAGCCCUGUUUCUCCAGAGGAGCUGACGCUUGUGUACAACCUUAGGAAGAUGAUGAUGAACAAUUGGAACGGAGGAGCUGUUGUGACCACCCUCAGCCAGACAGGCUCCCUCUUCAAACCCAGCUCUGCCUAUUUGCCCCAGGAAUUGCUGGGAAAGGAGGGGUUCGACGCGCUGGACCCUUUCGUCCCCAUCCCGGUCCCCAACUACAGCCCGCGGGAGUUCGAGAGCUGCUACGGCUACUACCUCGACCGCAAGUGGCUGCAGCACGAAAAAGGUCUGACCCUGCUCCGGAAGGUGUUUCCUCAGACCGACCAGGAGGGCCCAGCUCUGCUGGUCAAGGAUGUUUUCUUGGGCAGCAGCAGGCAGGUCUGGUCUGAUUACCUCAAUGUGCACUUGCAUCCCAAAAGUGUCUACGUCAUCCCUCAGUACAUGCAUGAUGGGAAGGUGUUUCCUCAGACCGACCAGGAGGGCCCAGCUCUGCUGGUCAAGGGAAUAUUUGGAGUUGAAAAGACCUUUGCAAUUCAUCUCUGUCUCAUUCCAGGUGUUUCUCCUGCCCCUCCACAACUCACUGUUUCCCAGGAUGUUUUCUUGGGCAGCAGCAGGCAGGUCUGGUCUGAUUACCUCAAUGUGCACUUGCAUCCCAAAAGUGUCUACGUCAUCCCUCAGUACAUGCAUGAUGGGGACUGUGGUUGUCUGGAAGCCUUUGGACAAGGUGAAAGUCUCCUGCAAGAUCCUGGCUGCCUAGAGGAGCUGGAAGAUCGGUUGCACUUCUAUGUUGAAGAGUGUGAUUAUCUGCAGGGAUUUCAAGUCCUAUGUGACCUACACAAUGGUUUUUCUGGAGUUGGUGCCAAGGUGACAGAACUGCUCUGUGAUGAGUAUUCUGGAAAAGGAAUCUUGACAUGGGGCUUGACUCCAGUCACAAGUAACGUGGGUGAUUCUCAGAAGAAUUUUUACAGACUGAUGAACACAGCCCUGGGAAUUGUCCACCUCUCCAGUCACAGCUCCCUCUUUUGCCCCCUGUCACUCAGUGGGAGUCUGGGAAUCAGGCCACAACCUCCUGUUUCAUUCCCAUAUAUAAACUAUGAUGCAUCACUGAACUACCACAGCAGUGCAAUCCUGGCAGCAGCACUUGAUACCCUCACCGCUCCCUACCGGCUCAGCUCCUCCCAGGGCUCCAUGAUGCAUCUUGCUGAGACACUUAACUUCUCUGGGAGAAAGGUUGUGGCUGCCUGGGCCUCUGUUCCCUUUCCUGCCCUACGUGGCUGCUCACUCUUUGAUACUUUGUGCACCUACGAGCAGGACCUGCCCUGGAAGCUUCUGUCUUCAUGCAGGGAGCAAAAGGUCAGCUGCUGUUUUGCUCAGUCUGUUGUGCUACGAGGAAUUUGCAAAGAAAGUCACCUCAGCAGCUGCCCAGGAAAGCAGCCUGAGUCUCUUCUCCCCAUGUGGGAGAGCACAGAGCAAAUCCUGCAGCAUUACCUGCACACUGUGUUUCCUGGGGCAUUCAGCACAGCCCUUGUGCUUGAGCAGCCCUGUCACACCCAACCUCCCUACCCCCAGUUUUUCUCUCCUCUUCUGACCAGGGAAGGCUUUCUCCUGGACAGACCUCCCAGAUAUCCCUCAGCAGCUGUAGAAAGCAUCCCUGUUCUGGCAGCCCUGCAGGCUUCCCCAGUCCUGCACACACUCCUCUACAGCCUAUACAAGGACCUGCAGAAGCUGAACACACAGCGCUGGGCCAGCUUCUUCUCUGCUGGAGUGGAACAUGAUGACUUCCAGGAGGCCUUAGAGCAGCUAAGAACUCUAUCCCAGUGCUAUGAAACAGGGUUUGAAGCAGAUGAAUCUGAGGAUGAAGGAGACUCAGACUAA
Messenger RNA from Chaetura pelagica (chimney swift), 2697 nucleotides. It is a transcript of the gene DAP3, whose product is annotated as death associated protein 3. NCBI's taxonomy places the organism in Eukaryota, Metazoa, Chordata, Aves, Apodiformes, Apodidae. Gene Ontology annotation, molecular function: structural constituent of ribosome. The record is from RefSeq and is a predicted model, not a curated record. Bases 1 to 2697 code for a protein of 898 amino acids. The transcript has 23 exons. Gene Ontology annotation, biological process: apoptotic process. Gene Ontology annotation, cellular component: mitochondrial ribosome; mitochondrial small ribosomal subunit.